This is a messenger RNA of Daucus carota subsp. sativus, 1218 nucleotides long. RefSeq lists its product as uncharacterized. Lineage: Eukaryota; Viridiplantae; Streptophyta; Magnoliopsida; Apiales; Apiaceae. The transcript has 9 exons. The record is from RefSeq and is a predicted model, not a curated record. The coding region runs from base 80 to 1129 and encodes 349 amino acids.
CAAAAGUAAAUAAAUGCUUGUCAAUGGUGAUUGGUGAAUGGUAUUGGUACCGUAAACAGAAGCGGAUCAUCAAUAUCUGAUGGGCACCACAGCUAGGGUGGUUGGAUCAGUUAUCUCGAAUUUCGACAUUCCUAUUUUGUCAUCCUCCCUCUUCUCAACCGCCACUCACUCUUUUUCCACUAUUUCCCUUCCCAAAACACCACCACUACCUAGUACUUCUAACAAACUCAAACACACUUCUUGUUCCUCAAAAACAUCUUCGUCAAUGGCUUCUCCUCUUCAAGUCAACGCUGUCACUGGUUAUGAAGAAACCUCGUCUUCCGGAGUGAUUGGGGCGAAUGAUUUGCUCAUUGUGGGACCUGGGAUUCUUGGACGUUUGGUUGCUAAUCAGUGGCGCAAGGAACAUGAGAAAUGUGAAAUCACGGGGCAAACGGUUACGGCUGAUCAUCACGAAGAGUUGCUGAAUUUGGGGAUUGUUCCAUGUUUAAAGGGAACGAAACUGCCUCGGAAGUACCCCUUUGUGAUAUUCUGUGCUCCGCCAUAUCAAACGUCUGACUACCCCGGUGAUGUCAGGGAAGCAGCCUCUUACUGGAAUGGUGAAGGUUCCUUUCUGUUUACCUCAAGCUCUGCACCAUAUGACCGCUAUGACAAUGGAUAUUGUAAUGAGGAUAGUCCAGUAGUGCCAAUUGGCAGGAGCCCUCGGACAGAUGUCCUUCUAAAAGCAGAGAAAGAAGUGAUAGCAGCAGGUGGUUGUGUGCUUAGAUUGGCUGGACUCUACAAAGAAGACAGAGGAGCACAUGUAUAUUGGUUGGAGAAAGGGACUGUUGAUGCUCGGCCAGACCACGUUCUCAAUUUUAUACACUAUGAGGAUGCGGCUUCCCUUUCUAUUGCAAUCUUGAAGAAGAAAUUGCGUAGUCAGAUCUUUUUGGGAUGUGAUAACCAUCCUCUAUCAAGGCAGGGAGUGAUGGACAUCAUAGAGAAAAGUGGAAAGUUCAGCAAGAAAUUUGGGGGAUUCACAGGGACUAAUGAUCCUUUGGGUAAGAAGUUAGACAACUCCAAAACCCGGAAAGAAAUAGGAUGGGAGCCAAAGUACCAAAGUUAUGCUCACUUCCUUGGAGUUUAUGAGUAAAUGCUGCUUAAAAUUUUGAAGCAGAUGCACAUAUUGAAAUGUACUGGUGAACGAAGAUUUAAAUGCAAAUAAGUUUUUUAUUUUUGCCA